CCCCUGGACAUCGUGAUGCUGGGGGCCAAGGGCGACGGCAAGACGGACGCGACGCAGGCGGUGAUGAAGGCGUGGAAGAACGCGUGCGGGGCGACGGGGACGCAGAAGAUCGUGAUCCCGCCGGGCAACUUCUUGGUGGGCGCGCUGGAGCUGUCAGGCCCCUGCACCUCCUCCAUCAUCAUCCGGCUGGACGGCAACCUCCUCGGCACCGGCGACCUCACCGCCUACAAGAAGAACUGGAUCGAGGUGAUGCGCGUGGACAACUUCACCAUCAACGGCCACGGCACCAUCGACGGCCAGGGCCCCCUCGUGUGGGAGAAGAACCAGUGCAGCAAGCACUACGACUGCAAGAUCCUCCCCAACAGCCUGGUGCUGGACUACGUGAACAACGCGACGAUCCGGGGCAUCACGCUCAAGAACGCCAAGUUCUUCCACCUCAACCUCUUCAAGUGCAAGACGGUGCUGGUGGAGAACGUGGAGAUCACGGCGCCGGGGAACAGCCCCAACACGGACGGCAUCCACAUGGGCGACUCGGAGGACGUGACCAUCAAGGCGACCAACAUCGGCGUCGGCGACGACUGCAUCUCCAUCGGGCCCGGGACCAAGCACGUCAAGAUCCACGGCUCCCGGUGCGGCCCCGGCCACGGCAUCAGCGUGGGCAGCCUGGGGCGGUACAAGGACGAGAAGGACGUGGAGGACAUCCAGGUGACCAACUGCACCAUCAAGGGCGCCACCAACGGGCUCCGGAUCAAGUCGUACGAGGACUCCAAGUCGGCGCUCAGGGCCACCCGCUUCGUGUACGACGACGUGAAAAUGGACAACGUCUCCUACCCCAUCGUCAUCGACCAGAAGUACUGCCCCAACAACAUCUGCGCCAAGGCCCCCGGCGCCUCCAAGGUGGUCGUCGCCGACAUCGUCUUCAAGAACAUCGUCGGGACCUCCGCCACGCCCGAGGCCGUCACGCUCAACUGCGUCAACAACGUGCCCUGCCAGGGCCUGCAGCUCGUCAACGUCAACCUCAAGUACACCGGCACGAACAACAAGACCAUGGCCGUCUGCAAGAACGCCGUCGGCACGUCCGUCAACGUCGUCAAGGAGCUCGCAUGCCUCUGACUCGAACCACGCACGCCCACCCGGAUUCAUUCUUUCUUUUGUUAAUUUGAUUUGAUUAAUUUGUUUUUUGUUUUUCUUUUUGCUUCCUAUCAUACGUUUGUUUUCAGUUUUUUUUACUUAAAUCAACUGGUGUAAGCAGCUGACGGUUAACUCGUCAAUGAUAGCAAGUGUCUGAUUUUGGUUAA
Aegilops tauschii subsp. strangulata is the source of this 1298-nucleotide messenger RNA. RefSeq names its product exopolygalacturonase-like. Gene Ontology annotation, biological process: carbohydrate metabolic process. The record is from RefSeq and is a predicted model, not a curated record. Gene Ontology annotation, molecular function: polygalacturonase activity. NCBI's taxonomy places the organism in Eukaryota, Viridiplantae, Streptophyta, Magnoliopsida, Poales, Poaceae.